This is a messenger RNA of Anopheles nili, 1121 nucleotides long. Its product is annotated as glyoxalase domain-containing protein 4. The record is from RefSeq and is a predicted model, not a curated record. The transcript is spliced from 3 exons. Bases 125 to 997 code for a protein of 290 amino acids. Lineage: Eukaryota; Metazoa; Arthropoda; Insecta; Diptera; Culicidae.
AAACAGCCGUUGCACCGGGAACAUUCAAUUCGGCCAUUCCGUCCAUCUACGAGCGCAGCUACUAUUUAAGAACCAGCGCAAUCUCACCGCAAUCUCUAGUCGCUGUUCCGAGUGUACUCGCAAGAUGAUAUCCGCCCGCGCCCUGCAUUAUGUCUUCAAGAUCGGAAACCGUGCGAAGAACAUCCACUUCUUCCGGGAGAUAUUGGGCAUGAAGGUCCUGCGUCACGAGGAAUUCACACAAGGCUGUGAUGCCGCCUGCAACGGACCCUAUGACAACCGCUGGAGCAAAACAAUGAUCGGUUACGGUCCGGAAGCUUCCCACUUCGUGAUCGAGCUGACGUACAACUACGGCGUGAAGGAGUACGCGCUCGGCAAUGACUUCGCUGGCAUCACGAUCCGAUCUACGGAGAUUGUCGAGCGAGCACGAACCCACGGUUAUCCGGUCGAGGAGGGCGCAUCCGGUCAGCACGCGACUCUCGUGUCCCCGGACGGGUACCGGGUGUUCGUUCUCCCUGAAUCGGUCCAACCCGGUGCCGAUCCAGUACAGCGCGUUGGCCUACACGUAACUGAUCUCGAGCGAUCGCGCCGUUACUGGGCGGAUACGCUCACAAUGGCUCCGGUUGCGGGUGCAUCGACGGAUGCCCUGCAGCUUUCGUACGACCAGGGAAAGUUCGUGUUGGAGUUGCGCCAACUUGCAGCCGGUAAAGCGUUGGAUCGGGCCAAGGCAUACGGUCGGAUUGCGUUUGCUGUCCCGCACGCGGAACAACCGCGAAUUGACGAGCUUGUCCGGGCGGCCGGUGGAACCGUAUUGACACCGCUCAUCUCGCUCGAUACCCCAGGGAAGGCGACAGUUCGCGUGAUCAUUCUGGCCGAUCCGGAUGGUCACGAGAUUUGCUUCGUCGAUGAGGAAGGCUUCUCGGAGCUGUCUGCUCUCGACCCGGAAAGCAACGCUGCCUUGGAUAAGUACAUCGCGAAGGAUCCAUUCCAGGAAAAGUGAUCCAGCGUGAUGCCUCUGGUGCCUUCUUAACCUUACUAAAUGCUCUGCUAGCUUAAAAAUCACAUAAUUGGUUUGUUACGCCCCUUAGAAAGAGGCAAAAUGGUUGCGGGAUACUGUAUCAUUA